Messenger RNA from Prunus armeniaca (apricot), 294 nucleotides. The record is from the annotation of a GenBank genome assembly. Lineage: Eukaryota; Viridiplantae; Streptophyta; Magnoliopsida; Rosales; Rosaceae.
AUGAUGGCAGUAUUUACUGCAAGCAAUGACAAUCUAAGGAGAUCAGUAAUAUCAGAAGGUGGAAUUCGGAGCCUGUUGGUUUAUCUUACUGGUCCAUUGCCACAAGAAUCUGCAGUCGGGGCAUUGAGGAAUUUGGUUGGCUCAGUUUCUAUGGAGGUUUUGGUUUCUCUUGGUUUCCUCCCAUGCAUGAUUCACGUGCUUAAAUCCGGUUCACUAGGUGCACAGCAGGCUGCUGCAUCCGCAAUUUGCCGGGUUUUGCAGCUCAACAGAGAUGAAAAAACUGAUUGGCGGUGA